AGUUAUAAAAAAAAUUUCGUAUCGCUAAUAAAAAUAAUAAUGAAAAUAAAACAUGAGGAUAAUAUUAAUGAUUUUAGAUUAUCCUCACCUGAUAUGCAUACCUCAUAUUCUAUGAUAGAAUUUUUAUCUGGGGCAGCUGCAUCAUUUACAAAUGUAAUUAUAACUUAUCCAAUAUCAAAAAUAGUAUUUAGACAAAUGUUACAUGGAAUUCAUGUGUCUCCUGCAAUUAAACAGAUUAAAUAUGAGGGCCUCUCAUCUCUUUAUCGUGGAAUUUUACCCCCUAUAAUUCAAAAAACUGCCUCAAUUUCUUUAAUGUUUGGGGCCUAUGAUGCUUUUUUAAAACUAUUUUUACCCUCUUCAUCAUUAAAUUAUCAUUUGUCACAUAAAAAUCCUACAUAUAUAAAAAAUGAUUCAUCUAUCAGUUUGCAAAAACAUUUAGAUGAAAAAAUUAAUCAGAAACCUCAAGGUAUCAAUAGCUUAAAUUCAUUUAACAUCAUGAACUGUAAUUAUAAAAACAAAAAAGACAUAAAAUGGUAUAAUCUAAUUUCCAAUCCAUUUCCCAGUGAUCAAAUAGAUUUAAGGAUAAUAUACCCUUCAAUUCAAGAACUAAACCAUGAUGAAAAUUCCUUUAUAAAAAAUAAAUUUACGAAUAACCAACUUAUUCCAGUUAAUGAUACACAAUCCAUUGAUAAUUCCAUAGACAAUUAUAAGGAUAACAAACUAUUAAUUUUAGUAGCAUCAACUGCUGCAGGUGCAUUGGAAGCUUUUGCAUUUACUCCUUUAGAGAGAGUUCAAACAUUGUUACAACACAGUACUUUGCAAAUUGAAUUUUGUAAUACUCCUUCAGCAUUUUAUAAAUUAUGGACUCGUUAUGGCAUGGCAGAAUUAUAUCGUGGUUUUUCUCCUAUUCUAUGGAGAAAUGGACCAUCCACUGCUGCUUUUUUUGAAUUUCGUUUGCCUCUGAGGGAUUUUAUAUCAAAAACUGUAGAAUCUUUUAAAUUUAGUAAAAUUAAGGCCAAUGAAGUCACAAAUUUAUCAAUAAAUAAAUUACAAAAAAUUGAUAAUGCUCAUCACUAUGUUGAAGCUUUUAGUAAUUUUCUUAGUGGUGCAUUAUUGGGGGGCACAAUUAGCACCAUUUUUUAUCCUUUAAAUGUAGUUCGAACUCGAAUGCAGUCCAUUGUUGGGGAAAAGUAUUUAAACAUGUAUCACACCUUUGCCAUUAUUUACAAGGAGAGAAACUCUAAAAUUUCUUCUUUCUUCUAUGGAGCAAGAUUUAAUUUCAGUAGAUCUCUCAUUUCAUGGGGAAUCAUAAACUUUAGUUAUGAGAUCUACAAAAAGCUAUUGAGGAAACACAUUUAA
This is a messenger RNA of Gordionus sp. m RMFG-2023, 1359 nucleotides long. RefSeq names its product mitochondrial nicotinamide adenine dinucleotide transporter SLC25A51-like. The record is from RefSeq and is a predicted model, not a curated record. The coding region runs from base 40 to 1359 and encodes 439 amino acids. Lineage: Eukaryota; Metazoa; Nematomorpha; Gordioida; Chordodea; Parachordodidae. The transcript has a single exon. Gene Ontology annotation, cellular component: mitochondrion. Gene Ontology annotation, molecular function: NAD transmembrane transporter activity.